Pezoporus flaviventris is the source of this 1819-nucleotide messenger RNA. It is a transcript of the gene GLRX2, whose product is annotated as glutaredoxin 2. Lineage: Eukaryota; Metazoa; Chordata; Aves; Psittaciformes; Psittacidae. The transcript has 4 exons. The record is from RefSeq and is a predicted model, not a curated record. The coding region runs from base 70 to 519 and encodes 149 amino acids.
GGGACCUGCGAGCGGUGACGGACCGCCGUGAGGACUGGGGAGAAGUCCCGCCUCUUCCUCUUGGCGGCCAUGGCCCUGCAGGGGGCGUUGCGACGGGUGGUGACGGGGCUGGGGUGUGGGCAGGUCGCGCGGUCCGUCAGUCGUUUUAGAAUGGGGAAUGAUCAGACUACCGUGGGAUUGUCUAAUGAUGCCGCUGUGAAUCAAAUACAGGAGAUUAUUUCAGACAACUGUGUGGUGAUUUUCUCCAAAACAACAUGCUCCUACUGCAUAAUGGCAAAAAAGCUUUUUGAGAGUAUAAAUGUGAAUUAUACAGCUGUGGAACUGGACAUGAAUACAAAUGGAAGUCAGAUCCAAGACAUUCUUGAGCAGAUGACUGGUGGCAGAACCGUCCCAAGAGUGUUUGUCAAUGGGUCUUUUGUUGGAGGUGCUACAGAUACUCAAAGGCUUCAUGAGGAAGGCAAACUGCUGCCUUUAAUUCAUCAAUGUCAGGUGAAAAGUAAAACCCAGUCAGCCACUUAGCUCAGCUUAGUCUUCCUUUGUAUAACAGAAUUUUAGGCAACUUACAAGAUCAUAGAUACAUGCUACAUCAGCUGGAAUCAACAGCUUCAAGCCAUGGAUUUCCAAAUCAUAGAUCGUUUUCUGACACAGAUGCUUUAGGGACUUGACAAAUUACAUGCCUCAGCUUUCCUACAACCAAAAUGGUGAUCAAAGCCACUGUGUAACUCUCGGGGCUCUACGUGUGACAAAAUGAUGUCAUUUUAUUGCUGUUAUAAUGCUGAUGCCAUGUUUCAGAGAAGCAUUAAUUGUACAAGAGGAAUCCUGUUUUUUUUCUGCUGCAGAUUAGUUUGCAUUCUAGCCUUGUUCCAAUGGUCAGUUUAAUGGUUCUUUUAAAGUAAAUUCUUCUCUGAAUGUCAAAUUGUAGUAAUGAUGAAAGUAUGAAGCAAAAUAAGUUUGUAGUGAUACUGUGUAUGCAUGUCUGCCUCUUCCAUAUCCAUAUGAUUCCAUAUCAGCAUCUGAUCAUCUAGCUAUGAAAUUGUAUGUCCAGUUGUGAGAGAAAAGGGAAUAAAGAUUCUUGCAGCGUUUGAAGGGUAGGUCAUGUCUUUCAUCUUUUUUCUGCACUAUGAAGUAUCAGUCUAUACAGUCAUUCAGAAAUAUGACAAAAUACAGCUUCUAGGGGAGCCAGACAGCUCACUGUCACUAAACUCUGCAACUACAACUUGCGUUAUAAUCAAUCCAAUGCUAUUAUGAAGCUUAAGACCAAGUAAAAUAAGUGUGAUAUGCGUAGAAUUUAUUUAGUUCUUGAAUUCUACAGUCAGAAUGCAGUUUACUAGCGAUGUGAACUUGCAGUUAAAUGCCUAAAGCAUCUAAAAUUCAACAGUUACAGUACAAUGCAAAUCCAAAGCCAGACCAAUGCCAAGACUCUUGGUUAUUUCAAGUUCAUAUGCAAGUAGAAAAUUAUAUCCCACUCUUCAGUAGAAGGGACCAUUACACUACUACAGGUGCACAGUUUAGAAUCAAAACAUUAGUCAGUGAAUUUUUACUCGCUUCUUGUAAGACUCCUGUUUUUACCAUUGCUUUCAGCACUAUGCACCUAAGCUACUUUUUUCCCCCCAAGGGAGAAAAAAGGUCACAUUUAUCUUCAACUCCAGAUAACUAGGACUGUAAAAGUAUCAUUUAAAUUUGACAGCUUCGUUUUUGUGAUGGGGGUUUGAAAGAAGUUUAAACCACGUAAUUUGUAUAGUCUUUAGUAUACAGUUGGCUGCACUGUGCAUCUUUUAACAUAUUAAUCGGCUAAUUAAACAUGUAAAUGUUGGUUUUA